UUUAUCAUUGACUGAAAACUGAUGUAAAUAGUUCAGAUGAUUUAAGCAGCAGCUCCUGACAGCUGAGAGCUCGAUCAUGAUGGUUUCUGAUAGUUUGUACUGUACGCUGUGGAUGUUAUCGUUUUUUGGGCAGUAUUUAGGAGAAGAUCUGCAGUUUUCUGGUCCGGCUAAUGGAGCAGUAGGAGGAAGUGUGGUGUUUGCUCCUGAUAACCCGCCCUCCACAUCAACUGAUACAGUUCAGUGGAAUUUUGGAUCAACUCCUAUAUUGACAGCACUGCCUGAUUCAACUGUAAUAGCCUCAGCAUACAGAGACAGAGUCAGUUUUGACAUAAACACUUUCGCUCUUGAGCUCCGGAACCUGAGACUGGAUGAUUCUGGAACAUACAGAUUAACUGUAUUAACUAGUGCUGGAGAGACACUUACAGGAGAAACUACACUACAAGUGUUCGAAAAUAUAACUAAUGUAAGACUUAUUGGUCCAGAAGAAUCAUUAAUAGAGGGAGUAUCGUCUGUUAACAUCAGCUCUGAGGGAAAUGGCAUCAUCACCUCUGUGCAGUGGAUGAAAGAUAACAGUCCUCUGUCUCCUAGCAACAGCAUCAUCUUCUCAUCUGAUAACAGAUCAGUGUCCAUCAGUCCAGUGCAGAGAUCAGACAGUGGAGAAUAUCAAUGUACAUAUAGAAACCCUGUCAGCUCUCAGACGGCAAAACUCAGCCUGAUCAUCAACUAUGGACCAGAAGAUGUUUCUGUUAAGGGUGAGGAUGUGGUGGAUUUAGGUGUUCGUGUGUCGCUCUCUUGUUCUGCAAACUCUGAACCUGCUGCCUCAUUCAGCUGGAAGUUUAAUGAAACAGACACCAAUGUUACCACAGACACAUUCACCAUAAAUGAGACUGACUUCACACACAGUGGAGAUUACAUCUGCAUAGCCUGGAAUGAUGUCACAAAGAGAAACGCCACACAAAAACAUGCUUUACUAGUUAAAGAAGGAGGAGGAGGAGGAGGAGGAGGAGGGCUGUCAUCAGGGGCGAUAGCUGGGAUUGUCAUUGGGGUUUUAGUGGCAGUUGCAGGCAUUUGUGGUCUGAUUGUCUAUUUAACAAAAACUAAGAAAAUCCCAAAGUUAAGCCAACAACAAAAAGGACAAGCAAGUGGAGCAGCACAAAGCAGACAGGAGACAAAGGCUAGAGGAGAUGGAACGAUUCCAGGGAAGAUGAGUGAACAUAUAUACGAGAAUGACAAACAUGAAAAUGAGUAUGAGAAUGAUAUGUAUGAAAAUGUAAAACUUGAAAAUUCAAGAAGGCCAAGGGCUCCUACUCCUCCUCAGGUAUCAAAUCCUCCUCCUGUGCGCAGGUGAGGAAGUGAAGUCACUGAAACACAUCUACUGCAAGAUGAUCUAUCAGGCUGUAUCAUUUUUUGCCCUCCUUUUCCUUUUUUUUUUGUACAAUUUAAAGAUAAAUUGUAUAUGACCUAUUACUGAAAUAUUAUAAACUGUUGCAUCAACUGUUUGUUUUAUGUGCUCCACUCAUGCAGUUUAAUUAUAAACUUGUUCCUCACAAUGGACAAAGGUAUUUUUUCCUUACUUAGUUCCUUACAAAGUCACAAAUACAUAAGUAUAUUUCUGUAACAAUAAAAGAUUAGGGUUAAAGCCAUUACCGUAUACACUGAGUUAUAAAAGCUAAAUGUCUGUUACUGACGUGAAAACAUGACAUACUAAAAUAGGACAAGUACUAAUAACAUAGAAUCAUAUCUGCAGAUCUGGUAUUGUAAUGAUCAUUUGCAGGCUCACGUGGAAUCUGCACACACAGAACUCAGUAGAAAGCAGAUUGAACACCAGUUCUUUAAAUCCUACAUGUUUGACAUCCUGUCUGUGCUCAUUUAUUCAAUAUUUUUGUGUUUUUACAUUUAAAUAUGAAUUAUAUUUAUAUUAAUUUAUAAUGCAUAAAUUACUCAGGCUUAGCUAUACUAUUGACCCCAUGCAUGAAACAGUUCCUCAGAAAUCAUCCUCAUUCUCUCUUUCCUGCACUGGGCCAAUAAAAGAAGAUAAAACUGAUAUUGGGUAAUAAAAAACAAAGGCCACAUUCAUGAAUAAAAUCCCCUUUAGUUCUAAACACAACUUCACUCAGACAAAAGACAUAAGGAAGUGACAUUUUAUUCUGGUGGUCAGGGGCGGACUGAGACUUUCAGACUCAUCUAGGUCAUCCUAUACACACACAGCAAAUUCUGAAACCACAGACAACGAGUAUAGCCCUACUUGUUUUUAUUAUAGCCUGUGAUAAUUAAUACAUACAAACCCCUUAAAAUUAAACAUUUACCUUUAAAAAGAAGGUCAUCCAGUCUACUAUUAUCACUUAGAUUACAGCGUCACUUAGAGAUAUAGCACUUAUAUUGACUAAUAACUGUGAUUAGACAGACCCUGGAUCCCAAUGUUCAUACUAUCCAUAUUUUAUUAGGCUAUAAAUUUGUUCCAGCUCUCCCUUAAAGCUCUUGUCUUUAGAUCACCUCUCAGAAAAAAUAAAAACAAAACAAAAAUAAUAUAAAGCAAUUUUAAUCCAUAUAAAGCACCUGCCACAUUUAAGUCAAGUAUGUUAAGAUGUCAAGUAGUGCACCUUGUCGAAAGCAUAUUUAACACCUGUUCUUUAUAGAAUUCCCACCAUCUGUGUUCAUUUAUUCAGUAUUUUUGCUUGAUUAUGCUUUGUUAUGAAUAAGAGUGUAGUUCAGUCUUGUCUGCUUAACAUACUUGAGAAAGAUUAAAUUAAUUCUAUGGAUUUUCUCCCAACACAAGUACAGAAAAUACAAGUUUACAGUAUUUCAGUUUCAAAUUUCAUUUUGAUCUCUUCUGCAGAUGUCCUUGUGUCAAACAAUGUUUUAAAUUUAUAGACAUUAGAAGACAAAUCCUCAUUCUUUCUUCCUUGUACUGGACAAAUAAAAUAAGUGAUAGUGGUUAAUGAAAAACAGGUUACGUUCAUGACUAAAUUCACCUUUAGACCUGAGCUCAAUGUUACUAAUGGAAAUUAAAUAAAUGGCAUUUUUUCUUCUGUUUGUAAAUAUUGAGUUUUAAUAAUCACAUUUUUUGUGUCCAUUAUUGACAUGGAAGUUAUAUUAUCUGUGUCACGGAGCUGUGUUGAUAAAUACAUGAAGACGAGAUAAAGACAAGCAGUCUUUAAUAAAUCCACAGAUAUAGGUAAAUCCAAACAAGGGAAGACUGGCGAUACACGUAACAUUGACGAGACCCGACAACCUCAAACUGAACAGACAGGAACUUAAAAACACAGACCUAAUGAGGAUAGUAACAAGACACACCUGAACAUAAUAACAUAAUGAGAUCAAUAACCAUGACAACCACUAAAAAAGGCGGGAAUGGUGAAAGCACAAACAAAGUCCAUGUUGUUGUGACAAUCUGAUUGUCUAAUUAUAUUAUUCCCAAUCUUUUCCAAAAAGGUGAUAUAACUACUGUUCUCUUAUUUAUAAUGUUUGUAUGCCAUUUAUUUUAUGUCAUAACACAACUGAAAAAAUAAUUUUCAAAACAAAUGCACUGAGUUAAACUUUAACAUCACGAACAUUGCUGUAAUCAGCCGAGGUUCUCAAUAUAAAAUCUAUCAAGUCUGUUAUAUUUGAAGGAUCCUUAGAUCCUGCAAAUUGUGUGUGUUGUGUUUUUGUUUUCAUGUUUUUAAAUUAAUUUAUAAUAAUUUAUUCAUAUAAUCAUUAGUCAUUCAUAGUUCACUAAUUCAUAGAGUUAUUAUUGGAUUAUUUUUAUUAUUUGAUUUUUUUAAUUAUCAUUAUAUUAAGUAUUUUUAUUGUUUAUGCAUUUAUUAUGUUUCUGUUUAUUAUAUUUCUUGUAAAUUUUUCCUUCUUUUGUAUUUCCAUUGUUGUUCAAUCUCAUGUUUGUGGGGUUUUAUGAUCUGUUUUGUGUGUAUGAUAAGAGAUAGAUAAGAGGGAAUGUUUAUGGAAACCCAAGGUUUAUGGGAUGUUGUUGUGUAUAACAGUACAUGUUGGACUUGUGCUGGUCAGACGAAGUUUGAACAUUGAGACGUGCAAGAAAAAGAUUGUUCAAUAAACUCUGUUACUUUUCUGUU
This is a messenger RNA of Cyprinus carpio (common carp), 4067 nucleotides long. Its product is annotated as cell adhesion molecule CEACAM8-like. Lineage: Eukaryota; Metazoa; Chordata; Actinopteri; Cypriniformes; Cyprinidae. The record is from RefSeq and is a predicted model, not a curated record.